AUGACUAAAAUGUUUGAGGAGAGCGAUCAUACUGAAUACACUAAUGAAGUUGAAAAUACUAGUCUAUUAACUUCUUUUGAGGAAGUUACAAGCUCCAAUUUGUUCAGUACCAAGCCAAUACAUUCAAAAGAUUUGUAUGCUGCUAUUCAAAAGUUUCAGCUGACUACUAAAACUUUAGAAAAUGAUGUGAUAUUGAUGUCCAAUUGGCUAGAUAGCCAAAAAGAACAUGACCCUCAGUAG
This is a messenger RNA of Cetraspora pellucida, 240 nucleotides long. The record is from the annotation of a GenBank genome assembly. NCBI's taxonomy places the organism in Eukaryota, Fungi, Glomeromycota, Glomeromycetes, Diversisporales, Gigasporaceae.